Molecule: messenger RNA, 2144 nt
Organism: Salvia miltiorrhiza (redroot sage)
Lineage: Eukaryota; Viridiplantae; Streptophyta; Magnoliopsida; Lamiales; Lamiaceae
Product: pentatricopeptide repeat-containing protein At3g59040-like
Exons: 7
Coding region: 230-1921 (563 amino acids)
Molecular function (GO): protein binding
Source: RefSeq, a predicted model, not a curated record
GUGAGAAGAAAGGGACUGAACUGCAAAAAACUAUUUCCCCUUCUUCUUGUAAGCGUAAAAUUAUCCACAUCAAAUAUCUCAAAAAUCAAACCUUUUGCCGAAAAAUUCGCAGAGCAAUCCCGCUUGCGAAGCCGCGCUCUCUCUGGGUGUGUGUUGUGUGUGUGAGUGUGUGUGUAAAGCUGAGGAAAAUUCAAGUAAAGCUAUGAGAGCGUUGGAAGACUGAAGAAAAAUGCCUCAAACAAUAAUGUUUUUGAAGCCCUUCAUUUCUGCUCCAUCAGCUUCGCUUUGGAGUGAAUCGAUUGGCAGCAAGAAUGCCAUUGAUGCGAAUAUUAGGAUAUGCAAGAGGGCGGAGGUGGUGUGCUUUGGGAUGUUGGCGCCGAGGAAGUUCAUGCAGAGGAGGAGGAAAGUCGAGGUCUUCAAGGAUGCUGCGGAUGAAGCUGAUCAGAAGAACUGGAGGAAGCUAAUGCUCGAAAUGGAGGAAUCCGACUCUGCCGUUGAAGUGCUCAAGAGCCGGAGAGCCAAGAACCAGGCCUUGCCCAAGGACGUGGUGGUUGGGACGCUCGUCAGAUUCAAGCAGCUCAAGAAAUGGAACCUUGUUAGUGAGAUACUCGAAUGGCUGCGUACACAGCAUUGGUGGGAUUUCAAGGAAAUGGACUUUUUGAUGCUUAUUACAGCCUAUGGGAAACUCGGGAACUUCACCAAAGCCGAGAGGAUUAUGAAUUACAUGAUCAAAAACGGCUAUCCGCCUCAUGUUGUGUCCUACACUGGUCUUAUGGAAGCGUACGGCAAAGGGGGCCAAUACAGUCAGGCGGAAGCAAUCUUUCGUAGAAUGCAAUCCACGGGCCCCGAGCCAUCUGCAGUGACGUAUCAAAUCAUUCUCAAAACUUUUGUGGAGGGUAACAAAUUUAAAGAAGCCGAAGAAAUCUUUGAAACCCUACUUGAUGAGAAGGUUUCGCCUCUAAAACCCGACCAGAAAAUGUUCCACAUGCUGAUUUAUAUGUACAAGAAGGCGGGGGAUUAUGCCAAAGCUCGUAAACUGUUUGCAUUGAUGACCGAGAGAGGAGUCGAGCAGAAUACAGUGACGUAUAACAGCUUGAUGUCGUUUGAAACCAACUACAAGGAGGUUGCCAAUAUCUUCGACCAGAUGCAAAGGUCGAUUAUUCGACCCGAUGUUGUGAGCUAUGCACUUCUCAUUAACGCCUACGGAAAAGCUAGAAGAGAAGAAGAAGCUUUGGCUGUGUUUGAAGAGAUGCUUGAUGCUGGUGUGAGGCCGACGCACAAAGCAUACAACAUCUUGCUAGACGCGUUUGCGACAUCCGGGAUGGUGGAGCAAGCACGAAUUGUCUUCAAGAGCAUGAGACGAGACAGAUGCACUCCCGAUCUCUGCUCUUACACGACGAUGUUAACGGCCUACGUUAAUGCAUCCGAUAUGGAUGGUGCUGAGAAAUUCUUUAAAAGGAUAAAGCAAGACGGGUUCGAGCCGAACAUCGUCACUCACGGUACUCUCAUCAACGGGUACGCCAAGGUGAACAAUCUCGAGAAGAUGAUGGAGAAGUACGAGAACAUGCGCGUCGAAGGGAUCAAAGCUAACGCGACCAUACUCACUUCCAUCAUGGAUGCUUACGGGAGGAACAAGGAUUUCGGCAGCGCCGCGAUUUGGUACAACGAGAUGGUGUCGGGCGGCAUCGCGCCCGACCAGAAGGCCAAGAACGUACUCUUGUCUCUGGCGAAAACGCCGGAAGAACAGCUUGAAGCUACGCAACUCGUGGAGAAUCCUUCUUCGGGCCGGCUCUCUGGCGGUGUCGGAGGCGACGGAGUCGAGAACACGGACGGCAGCGACGAUGAAGAUGAAGACGAUGAAUUUGAUGAGUUGACAAUUAGCAGCAAUGAUCAAUUACUAGAAAAAGCUCAUGCCUUGUGAAAAUUGUCAUAAAAUUUUGUACGAUUUUGGUUAAUACUAUAAUUGCAUAUAGUGUUGAUACAUAGAGUUAUGACAACUAUUGUACGAGGUUUAUCAAAUGCUAGAUGUAGAAAGGUCCAUUAACUAAAUCAAUUGUUGUUGAUAUUUUCUUUUCGAAAAUUUUGUAGAAAAUUUUAAAUAAUUGUUCUAUACUUCUAUAUACUAUAUUUUACCAUUAAGAAUC